GUCAUUGUAGUCUCAGUUUUGCACGAGCAAAAACAAUUAACCCAGCACCAUGAUACUCAACGUUAACAUGUCACUUGUCAUGUUCAUGGCAAUGAUCGGUGUAAGCUUAGCAGGUAUCAUCCCUGCAGCACCAGUAGCAUUAGCUCCAGCAGCACCAGCUCCAUUGGUAGCAUCAGCUCCAGUAGUUGCACCAGCUGCAAUUGGAUACACUAAAGCGGUUCCAUACAAUAUUCCACCUUUCGCAUCAAGAGUUGAUUAUAAUGCUAGAGCUUUAGCUGCUCCUUACAUCGCUGCACCAGCACCAAUUGUUGCAGCUCCAGCUCCAGCCCCAAUCGUUGCUGCUCCUGGAGUUGUUAGUUCUCCAUACUUAGCUGCUCCAUUUGGACCUUUUGCUCCUGCUGCUUACACUGCAGUAUCUCUCGAAACUCCCCCAGACCGUCUUGGAGGAUCCAAUUGGGUGUGGCCUUUGAUCGACCAAAGGCCAUCUAGUAUCAAAAUGAUGACCAAGUGCAUUAUCUUCUUCUUCGCUCUUGUAGCUAUCUGCUCAGCAGGAUUAGUUCCAGCUGCAGUACCAGCAGCGUUAACAGUGGGAACAUACGCAAGUAGUUACAAUGCACAUGCAGUGAACCAUGCAUACGCUGCACCAUACGUAGCAGCACCAGCUGUUGCAGCUGCACCACUAGCCUACUCUGCUUAUCCAUACUCUUACUCAGCUAUCCCAGCUACAUAUGCUGCAGCUCCAAUCUUCGCCGCUCGUCGUUAAAUUCUGUCCACCGUUUAACAUCAGUCGUCAACAAAUGAAGCUAUUUUUAAAAUCAACAUCCAUGUCAAAAUUAUUUUUCACCUGGUCCAGUCAUCUUUGAGAUUAUUCUUCUGAAGAUAAUGCGAAGAUUGAAGGAUCACAGGUGUACCGUCAGGUGGUUUAAUGAUUUCUGUUCAUGAUCCAUCGAUCAAUUUUAGUACUGAUCUUGACUGAGCGAUGGUGCUGCUUGCACUUGAUCUCUUGGAAACCUUUCACUUAUCAUCAAUGAGAAGAAUAAUAACAACCUCAUCCAACUGGUUUUUGUAAAAAUUUAUAUAUUUGCUGUUCUAAAAUAAAUUAAAUUUUAUCCAAUUAUA
Messenger RNA from Chelonus insularis, 1119 nucleotides. RefSeq names its product calphotin-like. NCBI's taxonomy places the organism in Eukaryota, Metazoa, Arthropoda, Insecta, Hymenoptera, Braconidae. The record is from RefSeq and is a predicted model, not a curated record. The coding region runs from base 50 to 763 and encodes 237 amino acids. The transcript has 5 exons.